AUGAUCGACCCCGGAAAGGUAACCUACAAAGGCGAGAAAGGGGACGUCAUCUGCCGGCCCAGCCACUGGUCCGACGUCGCCAUGUUCUUCCUCGCCAACUACGCCCUGCAUGCGUUCACCGUCCUCACGGACCCCGGCAGUGGAGCGUUCAUCACAAUGUGCGACUGCGUUCGCGCCAUCCUGCUGCCCUACACCGGGUCGGUCAAGGCGCUGAUCUACAUCUCUGAGUUUGCGAUCGGGGGGAAGACGACGCUGGAGAGGGCAAAGCGGGCACGGGCGCUGUGUAUGGUUGUCCCGACGUCUGUGGAGUUUGGGAGCCUCGGUCCAUUCUCACCCGACUACUUCAACAUCCACGGCCAGCACCCCAUCCCCGUCCUGCGCUUCUCCAACCCCUUCAGCAAAGGCUACUGGUCCUCCCGCGGCCGCCACAGCAUCAUCGGCCGCCACACCCGCCGCGACGACCUCAUCGUCGCCACCGUGCCCCCCAGCUUCAGCGUGCAGCCCAUCCUCGACGAGAGCCAAUACGACUACGAGAUCGCAUCCAACUACAGCAUCCUCAAGACCUUCGCAGCCAUCGUGCAGAUCGUCUAUGGCUGCUACGAGCUCUACGAGGCGCGCGGAAUGCAGGUCGACAGCUUUGGCUACGCCGCCUACUCGCUCACCGUCAUCCCGUACGUGUUCAUGUCGUUCCUGAACCUGGUCGCGUCCAUGUGCCGCCCCAGCUACCCGAGCCGCUACCUCGUCUACUACCGCGGGCCGUACGAGGGCUGCCAGACGUCGUGGCACGAGAAGGAGGCGCUGCAGAACCUCGAGUCGGAGGUGGCCGGCGCCGUGGGCUACGCGUAUGGGCUGUCGUGCGAGGGCGGGUAUCCGGACAUCACGAGCACGGACUCGGUGCCCAUCAAUGUGCUGAUCUUCGUCCUGCUGCUGGCGCCGUACAUCCUCAUCUACGUCCUGACGGGAUAUAAUCAGGGACAUAGCACGCUGACGCAGCGGACGUGGCUCAUGUGCUCGCUGGUGCUGGGGCAGCUGUUUACGGUUGUGGCGCAGCAUAUGAUAUAUCCGAUACAGAGGUGGUUCUUUGUGCGCCUGCAUUGCUCGCUGGAUGAUAAUUUGGUGUAUGCGGGGAUCUCGGUUGUGCUGUCGGCGCCGACGGUGGGCGCGUUUGUGCAGGUGGCGUAUAUGAUCUUUCAGGACGAUGUGUGCAGGAAGAUAUGA
This is a messenger RNA of Morchella importuna, 1218 nucleotides long. RefSeq lists its product as uncharacterized. The transcript is spliced from 2 exons. The coding region runs from base 1 to 1218 and encodes 405 amino acids. Lineage: Eukaryota; Fungi; Ascomycota; Pezizomycetes; Pezizales; Morchellaceae. The record is from RefSeq and is a predicted model, not a curated record.